This is a messenger RNA of Oryzias melastigma (Indian medaka), 3148 nucleotides long. Its product is annotated as myogenesis-regulating glycosidase. Gene Ontology annotation, molecular function: hydrolase activity, hydrolyzing O-glycosyl compounds. Lineage: Eukaryota; Metazoa; Chordata; Actinopteri; Beloniformes; Adrianichthyidae. Gene Ontology annotation, biological process: carbohydrate metabolic process; skeletal muscle fiber development. The record is from RefSeq and is a predicted model, not a curated record. The coding region runs from base 343 to 2427 and encodes 694 amino acids. The transcript has 6 exons.
AAAAUUUUGGGGAAACAACAAACUAACUACAUUUCCCAGAAACCCUUGCUGGGGUAAAAUGGACAAACCCGGUUCGGUCGUAAAACUUUCCGCGGCUGCGCAGUGGAAAGUCGCACUCGCAGCUGUGUGGUGCACUGUCACACAAUUGACCUCAGCGACGGAAAAAUAAGGUCGGGCCUUGUCCUUUAACAGGACAACAUGUUAAAGAUCUGCAGGUAGACGCUGCUUCCUUCCAUACUGCUGCCAGAGUAUGGAUUUAUUCCUUUUUGUCUAGGCUCCAGCAGCAAGCGCUCUUCUCCACCUCUGCCAAAAACUCCCCAGACUCCCCUUCAAAUCCUCAGAAUGUAUCAGAUCGUUCCCGGCACUCCUGUGGAGCAGGCUUUGACCGAAGGAUCCCAUGGCUCGCCGUUUAAGAAAAAGCGUUCCAGUGAAAGUCGUCCGUUAGUCACAUCUGGUAUUCUGGGCUGUGUGCUGGUCCUAGCUGCUGUGAUCGCCUGGUGCUACUACUCUAUGUCUCUCCGCAAAGCACAGCUGCUGAAGAACGAGUCACUCGACCUGAGGAAAGACGGGUUCGUCAUACACGACCAGGGAGGGACUGUCAUCUUCACCAUGACCUUCAGGUCUGACAGUCUGGAUCUGGACUCCUGCUCGAAGGAGGGAAACGUUCUCAGCUGCACUCGCUCAUACUCCGGAAAGCUGAACUUCUUUAUCCAGACGGUGCGAUCAAAAGACACCGUGAUGUGUUACCGGGUUCGCUGGGAGGAGCUGCAAAAUAAUCACUCAAUUGAACAUGCCAUGGCGUACAAUGGUUCCCAUUGGUACGGAGGGGCAGAGACGGCCGAGCAGCACUGGCCCAUCAAGAUCCAAGGGGAACAGGACCCGCAGCCCUUCGUCACCAGUGACGUCUACUCCAACAGAAAAGCUUUUGGGGGAAUCCUUGAGCGGUACUGGCUGUCGUCGAACGCAACCGCCAUCAAGAUCAACGAUUCAGUACCGUUUCAUUUGGGUUGGUCAGAGAAGGACAGAACACUCAGGUUUGAGGCGCGGUACCAGAACUCCCCCUUCAGACCAGCAGCAGGACAGAGGGUCUUUCCUGAGCUCAGCUACAGAGUUUGUGUGGGGGCCAACGUUGCCUCCAUCCACAAAUACAUGGUUCGGCGGUACUUCCCUAAGCCCAUCAAAGUCCCUUCUUCUGAGGUUUUUGCAAAGCCAGUGUGGUCCACAUGGGCUCUCUACAAGACGGCUGUGAGUCAGGAGAAGCUGCUUCGCUAUGCUAGUGACAUCACCACGCACGGCUUCAACUGCUCCCAUCUGGAGCUGGACGACCGCUACACCUCAGACUACGGGGAGUUUGACUUUGACCCGCAGAAGUUCCCAAAUGCCAGCGACAUGUUCGAGAAACUCAGAAAGAAGAAGUUUAAAGUGACGCUGUGGACGCAUCCGUUCAUCAACUACGACUCCAUCAAUUUUGGCGUGGCGGUGGAGAAAGGCCUGUUUGUUCGGGAGCCCAGUGGCGAGCUGCCCGCUCUGGUUCGCUGGUGGAACGGAGUGGGAGGCAUCUUGGACUUCACCAACCCAGAAGCCAGAGAGUGGUUUUCCUCACACCUGAGCACGCUGAAAGAUCGCUACCAAGUGGCUUCCUUUAAGUUUGAUGCCGGAGAGACGAGCUACCUCCCGCCACAUUUUAGCACCCUGAUGCCGCUGUCCGACCCCUCCUCCUUCACCCGGCACUAUGCCGAGAUGGCGCUGCCGUUCAGCGACCGGGCUGAGCUGCGGGUGGGGUACCAGACUCAAAACGUCUCUUGCUUCUACAGGAUCAUUGACAGGGACUCAGUGUGGGGUUAUGAGCUCGGGCUCAAGUCCAUCAUCCCCACCGUUCUUACCAUCAGUAUUCUGGGCUACCAGUUUGUCUUACCUGAUAUGAUAGGUGGGAAUGCAUAUCCCAACCGCACUGCAGAGGGAAAAGAUGCUCUCCCAGACAAAGAGCUUUACAUCAGGUGGUUGGAGCUGUCGGCUUUUUUACCCGUCAUGCAGUUCUCUAUUCCUCCGUGGGCCUACGACAAAGAGGUGGUGGAAAUCGCCCGGAAGUUCACGGAACUUCAUGAAACUCUGGUGACCCCGAGGGUCAUAGAACUCGCAGAUGAAGUCCUUAAAACCGGAGACCCAAUCGUACGGCCGCUGUGGUGGAUCGCUAACGAUGACGAGGCGGCCUAUAAGAUCGACUCUCAGUUCCUGAUCGGCGAUGACCUGAUGGUGGCUCCUGUGUUGGAACCAGGAAAACAAGAGAGGGACAUCUAUCUCCCUGCAGGACAAUGGAGAAGCUACAAGGGGGAACAUUUUGACAAAACUCCUCUGUACCUCACCGAUUACUCCGUGGACCUGGAUGAAAUCGCUUACUUCACAUGGGUCCCUUCUGUCGAGACCUAAUUGCUUUUACAUCCGUACAAUAAUCCUCAUCCUCGUGUGCCUUUCAGAGCCAAAAGGAAAACCGAUCCCUGAUUGUAUCACCACGGCUAUCUUCCUUCUAAGGAGGCACCUUAAUUCUGUAGUUUUAGGUGUUCUGUGAGCAGGAAGUAAUUAUUCUGCCAGUGUCGGUGGAUUACAUGUCUGUGCCAUAACGUUAAUCCUAUAAUCUGAUGGGGUUAGGGACUCUCCAGUAAUAAAUAUGCACAGAUUCUGCCCCGAACAUCAGCAUCAUUCUGUCUGCUGCUUCUCCAUUUUCUGCACUGAGCUGACAAACCCAUGGAAGGAAUGUAACAGUCGGCUGCACUUUACUAAUGCUAGAAUUUUCGUGUAAUCAAAACAAUAAUGCACGGAUGUUUGGACAUCACCUGCUGUGCCAUCUUACUGUCAGUGCCAAAGUAAACUGUCUGUCAUCUGCUGAAGAUAAAAUGCAUUGCUCAGGGCAGAAACAGAAAUAUUUAAAUUAUUUUUGAUGCACAAGUAAAUAUGUAUAUAACCGCUAUAGUUUAAUUCUGUGACACCAUGAACCAGUGUUCCCUCCACUGCUGAGUUGUAUUGAAUGAACACAGAAGUGUGCAUUUAAUGAGUUUAAACUUCCCUUCCUGUUAUGAUUUACAGAACGCAUGAGUUUGAAUGUUCCUGCACUGUGACUGCUGACAUGAGAAUAAAGCAGAAUGAAGCACAA